Molecule: messenger RNA, 744 nt
Organism: Penicillium brevicompactum
Lineage: Eukaryota; Fungi; Ascomycota; Eurotiomycetes; Eurotiales; Aspergillaceae
Product: dienelactone hydrolase family protein
Exons: 3
Coding region: 1-744 (247 amino acids)
Molecular function (GO): hydrolase activity
Source: RefSeq, a predicted model, not a curated record
AUGACUUCAAAUCAGCUUUCGGAAUGCUGCAUCAAAGGCACUUUACAUGAAGGACAGGCCAAAGGCGAAAUCAAAAGCAUUGGGAAUACUUCCACCUACUUCGCCUACCCGGCAGACAACUCAACCAAGCAUGCUAUUCUGUUAUUGACGGAUGUACUGGGACACAAAUUCCUCAAUUCCCAGCUUUUGGCCGAUCAAUUUGCUUCCAACGGAUACUUCGUUGUCAUGCCAGAUCUGUUCAAUGGCGAUGUAGUUCCAAUGAACAGACCAGAGGGAUUCAACAUCAUGGACUGGGUUAAAAACCACUUGCCCGCUCAGACCGAGCCUAUCAUCAAUUCUGUGCUGAAAGAGAUGCGUGAAAAUCUCGGCUGCGAGCGCAUUGGCGGAGUGGGCUAUUGCUUUGGUGGAAAGUAUGUCUGCCGGUAUCUGAAGCCAGAGAAACUAGAUGUUGGGUUCAUGGCCCACCCAACCAUGGUUGAGCCAGAUGAAUUGGGAGGAAUUGAGGGCCCACUGAGUAUUGCCGCUGCAGUCCGGGACUUUGUGUUUACAACUGCUAAACGGCACGAGAGCGAGCAAAUUUUGGAUCAGCUUGAUGUGCCUUAUCAGAUUAAUUUGUUCUCGGAAGUUGAACAUGGCUUUGCAGUGCGUUGCAAUCUUGACGAGCCCCUUCAGAGGUUUGCUAAGGAGCAGGCAUUCAGCCAGGCUAUUAGUUGGUUCAAAAUGUUCCUCGAUACCCUAAAAUGA